Molecule: messenger RNA, 1326 nt
Organism: Aspergillus calidoustus
Lineage: Eukaryota; Fungi; Ascomycota; Eurotiomycetes; Eurotiales; Aspergillaceae
Source: the annotation of a GenBank genome assembly
AUGAGUCUUCUCGAAGUUGUACAAUACUUUGGCGGUGGCUACGACAGCAACCAUGCGCUUUUACCACGGGUGGCCUACACAGAGGGUGAUAACGGUGGAGGCAGCAUCGACCCCCUCCCACACGACCACCGUAGAGGGCUUGUUGCCGUCUUCAUUAUGGCCCUCCUCUCUACAAUCGCGACACUCUCCUUGAUUGGAUUCAUUACUUAUCGACUGGUUUUCUGGCGCUCAAACUAUGCGCGGUACAUUGGUUAUAAUCAGUAUAUCAUCCUCAUCUACAACCUGGUCAUCGCGGAUCUCAUCCAGUCACUCGCUUUCAUAAUAUGUGUCAAAUGGUAUGCGGACAACAAGGUUCAAGCCUCGACGGCCGCUUGCUUCCUCCAGGGCUUCUGGCUUCAGAUUGGAGACCCGGCCAGUGGAAUAUUUGUUCUCGCCAUCGCCUUCCAUACAUUCUAUAUGGUCGCCUUGGGCCGUAAGUUGAGCUACAAGGUAUUCGUCUCAAUCGUGAUCGGUCUUUGGGUGUUUGUUGUUAUCCUUGUCAUCAUCCCGCUGGGGUCCCAUGGAAAGGAUGUCUUUGUUCCGGCCGGAGCUUGGUGCUGGAUCAGCGAAGAAUUCGAACCCAUCCGCCUCUGGACGCACUACGUCUGGAUUUUCCUCGCCGAAUUCGGCACGGUUUCCCUCUACGCUGUUCUAUGGUUCCAGCUUCGUCGACGUAUCAAGCAGUCCGCAAUCCUCGGUAGUACCCACAUUGAGAGUUUACGACGUCUCCGCCGCGUCGUCGGAUACAUGAUUAUAUAUCCAAUCGCUUAUAUUGUACUUUCUCUUCCGCUAGCGGCAGGCCGUAUGGCGACCGCACGAGGCGACACACCAGGUGUCGUAUAUUUUUGCGUUUCCGGUGCCCUGAUUACAAGUUCCGGCUUGGUCGACGUGCUACUCUACACGCUCACUCGGAAGAAUCUGAUCCUAGAGUCCGAGCCGAGUGCUGACCGCAGCUACAACAAGUUCCCAAGCGGAAAAAACCGCGGUGGCGAUUAUCCCAUGACAACAGACCCCAAGAACAUGCGAACGGACAUUAGUGCUUUGCGGACAUUGAAAGGCGGCGACGAAGAUGGCCUCACUCGGGACGGCUCGACAGAUGACAUUAUGCAGACGGCUGCCGUCGAGAUGGCCCCUAUGGGCAAAGUCUACCAACACACCACCAUCCAGAUCACGUCCGAACCUGCAUAUCCUUCGUCAUCCAGCCCAGACGAUGGCGGUAGGUCGAGUGCGGACUCUCUACCACCGACAGGCAGAGCUUCGGCGCAGGGUAGGAGGUGGGGAAGGUAA